GUUUGAGUUCAUCAGAGCAGCAGUAUAUAUACUCACAUACAACUAACUUGACCAAGUACUUGAUUGAGCAAUGGAAGCUACAAACAUAAAGAAAGAAGACAAUGAGACCAUAACACUCAAAGUACAAAACGAAGGCACGCGAGAUUUCUACUACACUAUGAAACGUGAUGAGCCCUUGAAGAACUUGAUGAUCGCCUAUUGUGAACGUCGACAACUAGGCGAUUACACGGCUCUUCGGUUCCAUGCAGAUGGUGACAGAGUUGUUGGUUACCAUACCCCGAAGGAGCUUCAACUCGACGAUGGCUAUGUCAUCGAUGCUUGGUCUGAAGACAAGGGUUUAGAUGACAAGUCUGGAGUUAAAAAGGAAGAUGGUCGUGACAGUGUAACAGUCAAGGUGGAGAAACAAGGUUGCCAGGAUUAUUAUUUCAGUCUGAAGCGCGAUGAGCCGUUUGAGAAGCUGAUGAUUAGUUUCUGCCAGCGUUUUGAUCUCGGAGAUUACAAGACUAUUCAGUUCACUAAAGACGGAAGGAGAAUUCAAGGGCACCAAACUCCGGAACAAGCUGAAUUGGAGAAUGGGGAUGUUAUUGAUGCCUGGGAACUGUCAAUUGGGGCAGGGAGGGGGGGUCUUGGCAAUGCUAUUGCAACUGUUUAG
Daucus carota subsp. sativus is the source of this 652-nucleotide messenger RNA. RefSeq lists its product as uncharacterized. The record is from RefSeq and is a predicted model, not a curated record. Gene Ontology annotation, biological process: protein sumoylation. Gene Ontology annotation, molecular function: ubiquitin-like protein ligase binding; protein tag activity. Lineage: Eukaryota; Viridiplantae; Streptophyta; Magnoliopsida; Apiales; Apiaceae. Gene Ontology annotation, cellular component: nucleus. The transcript has a single exon. Bases 71 to 652 code for a protein of 193 amino acids.